This is a messenger RNA of Saimiri boliviensis boliviensis (Bolivian squirrel monkey), 3306 nucleotides long. Lineage: Eukaryota; Metazoa; Chordata; Mammalia; Primates; Cebidae. The record is from RefSeq and is a predicted model, not a curated record.
UCAGCCCUCUGACCCGAUCGGGGCCGGCCCGCCGGUGUCAUGGCUGCCCCCAGCUCCGCGAGCGGCCGCUGAGCGAGGUCGCGCCCGCUGUCUCGCGGGGCCCAGGCGGAACACCGGGCUUUCCAGGUCCGAGAGCCCAGCCUCCCGUCUGCUCUGAGGACGAUGGAUCCUUCUAUGGAUACAUGGGACCUCUCCUCACCUUUGAUAUCACUAUGGAUAAACAGGUUUUACAUUUACUUGGGCUUUGCCUUUAGCAUUAGCCUUUGGAUUUGUGUCCAGAUUGUCAUCAAGAGGCAGGACAGGAACUUACAGGAAAACUCUUUUCCAAAAGCAACUCAGGAUUUGAUGACAAAUGGUUUUGUAUCCCUUCACAAGAAAGACAUCUUUGUGUCUGGAGUGAAAAUUUUCUAUGGAUCUCAGACUGGUACAGCAAAGGGAUUUGCGGCAGUUCUUGCUGAAGCGGUUGUGCCCCUGGAUCUGCCUGUGGCAGUUAUUAAUCUAAAAGAAUAUGAUCCGGAUGAUUGUCUGAUAGAAGAGGCUACUGGUAAAAACGUCUGUGUCUUCCUGGUGGCGACAUACACUGAUGGCCGACCAACUGAAAGUGCAGAGUGGUUCUGCAAAUGGUUAGAGGAAGCGUCCCGUGAUUUUCGAUUCGGCAAAACUUACCUGAAGGGUAUGAGAUAUGCGGUGUUUGGCUUGGGAAAUUCUGCCUAUGCUAGCCACUUCAACAAGGUCGGCAAAAACGUUGACAAGUGGCUCUGGAUGCUUGGUGCGCAUCGCGUGGUGAGUCGAGGGGAGGGUGAUUGCGAUGUGGUUAAAAGCAAGCACGGCAGCAUCGAGGCGGACUUCGGAGCCUGGAAGACCACGUUCAUCUCCCAGCUGCAGGCACUUCAAAACGGGGAGGGCAGGAAGUCCUGUGGCGGCCACUGCAAGAAAGGCAAAUGUGACUCUCACCAACACGGCUCAGAGGAGAGGGAGGACGGCCGUGAGGAGCAGGAUGAAUCACGUCACAGAGAUGCCGAGGAGGAAGAACCCUACGAGGGCUCCAGUGAAGAAGAGUUUGGCGGUGAGGACCAGCAGAGUGUAAAUUCCAUUGUUGAUGUGGAAGAUCUGGGCAAAAUAAUGGAUCAUCUGAAGAAAGAAAAGAGAGAAAAGGAAGAGCAGGAAGAGAAGACUAGUUUGUUUGGGAACAUGGGGAGAAACGAAGAUGGUGAGAGAAGAGCUAUGAUAACUCCUGCUCUCCGAGAAGCCCUUACUAAACAAGGUUAUCAGUUGAUUGGGAGCCACUCUGGGGUGAAGCUUUGCAGGUGGACAAAGUCGAUGCUCCGAGGGAGAGGAGGUUGUUACAAACACACGUUCUAUGGAAUUGAGAGCCAUCGCUGCAUGGAAGCCACCCCGAGCUUGGCAUGUGCUAAUAAAUGUGUCUUCUGUUGGCGGCACCACACCAACCCUGUGGGCACUGAAUGGCGAUGGAAGAUGGACCAGCCUGAAAUGAUCUUGAAGGAAGCCAUCGAAAACCAUCAGAACAUGAUUAAGCAGUUUAAAGGAGUCCCGGGUGUCAAAGCAGAGCGCUUUGAAGAAGGAAUGACGGUAAAGCACUGCGCACUGUCCCUCGUGGGAGAGCCAAUCAUGUACCCAGAGAUCAACAGCUUUUUGAAGUUACUCCACCAGCGUAAAAUCUCCAGUUUCCUGGUGACAAAUGCACAGUUCCCUGCAGAAAUCAGGAACCUGAAGCCAGUUACUCAGCUGUAUGUCAGUGUGGAUGCCAGCACCAAAGAGAGUCUGAAGAAAAUCGACCGCCCACUCUUCAAGGAUUUCUGGCAGAGAUUCCUUGACAGUUUAAAAGCCUUGGCAGCGAAGCAACAACGAACUGUCUACAGACUGACGCUUGUGAAAGCGUGGAACGUGGACGAGCUCCAGGCCUACGCGCAGCUCGUGUCCCUGGGGAAUCCCGACUUCAUCGAAGUGAAGGGUGUUACCUACUGUGGAGAAAGUUCAGCAAGCAGUCUUACCAUGGCCCACGUGCCCUGGCAUGAGGAAGUGGUACAGUUUGUCCUCGAGCUGGUGGAUCUGAUCCCCGACUAUGAAAUUGCAUGUGAACACGAACACUCUAAUUGCCUCCUGAUAGCGCACAAAAAGUUUAAGGUUGGUAGUGAAUGGUGGACCUGGAUCAAUUAUAACCGCUUCCAGGAGCUCGUCGAGGAAUACGAAGACAGCGGUGGAUCAAAGGCAUUCAGCGCAAAGGAUUAUAUGGCCAGAACUCCUCACUGGGCAUUAUUUGGUGCCAGUGAAAGAGGCUUUGAUCCCAAGGAUACAAGACAUCAGAGAAAGAACAAAUCAAAGGCUGUUUCUGGAUGUUGAGAUUAUCUGAUUUCAGGGUACUGAAGGAGAAAAACUUGGAUGGCCCCAAAAGGUCCUUGAACACCACUGUGAUUCUUCCGAGGACGAGUUACGUAAACUAUACCUUCGUGCACAGGAGACAACAAGACAAUAAACACGGAGACACGGAGGCCUGGGACACAGCGUGGAUGUUUUUUUCAGAUCUCAACCCCUUUCCCGAUUUUACUUCUAAAAGGAAAAUGAUUUUGGGGGGAACCACACCGUCGCUGUUAGAAUUUAACUGACAGUUUUGAAUUAUAACGUUUAAGACCUGCCAGAAUGCUCGUCCCGAGAGCAGCAGACGAGGAAGAAACGCCUGGGCCUCUUCCUCUUCCCUGGCCCUUGGCCUUUCAUGCAGUAGCUACCUAGCAUUGACCUGCAGUACCCUGAGCUAAACUUAACAUCUGCUCCUGCAAAGAUAAAAGCUUGAUCCCUUUCUUCGAUCUUAAGACAGCACCUCCUGAAAGAAUCUAGGUUGUCGCAACUCGGCUAUUUUUAAAUACCGCAUCGAUUGAGUUUUGGCUUGUCACCGACACUUCACGAAAUUGCGUUGGAUCUAAAACUGUGCUAGACCUCAUCCCAUUCCCGUGUGAAUUACCACGGACCACAGGGCGCAGCACGGCCGUCUGCUGUCGGAGGAGCUGCGCGCUGGGGCCCGUAGCCUGCCUUCCCCGGCGCGCUUUGCGCUGAGCAGGAUCGUUGGCCUUUCGUGUAGGAGGUCCCCGUGCAGGCCUCACGGCGUGACGCGACGGCGGGCGGGUCUCCAUCCUCGUUCACUCCCGUGGCCCCCGCCGCUUUCCACGGUCUGCUCUUUAAGCUUCAAGUGUUUUCAAGUCGGAGAGGUCAGAAACACUCAGAAUUGUUUUCAAGUUACCAAGUUCUUUUACCAGUCUUUUAUGCAAAAGCUGAAUUAAUAAAAUAAUCUUU